Molecule: messenger RNA, 246 nt
Organism: Staurois parvus
Lineage: Eukaryota; Metazoa; Chordata; Amphibia; Anura; Ranidae
Source: the annotation of a GenBank genome assembly
CAGCUACUGAAUCCCAUCAGCACCAAGGACAGCAGAGUUUACUAUAAUUGUGGCCAGGGGCGGACUGACAACUCAUGGGGCCCCCGGGCAAUAGGUGAUCAUGGGGCCCCUGUGUCCUUGCCCAAACUCAAAAAAGCCUAUGAAAAAAGGUACCAGGGGCAUCUCAUGGGGCCCCCUAUUGACCCCGGGCCCUCAGGCAGUGCCCGAGUUUCCAAAUGGUCAGUCCGCCCCUGAUUGUGGCUGUAC